Molecule: messenger RNA, 483 nt
Organism: Monoraphidium neglectum
Lineage: Eukaryota; Viridiplantae; Chlorophyta; Chlorophyceae; Sphaeropleales; Selenastraceae
Exons: 1
Biological process (GO): protein folding
Source: RefSeq, a predicted model, not a curated record
UGCCCCAACGUGAAGCUGGAGCGCGAGCGCGAGGCCAUUAACGUGGCCGUGGAGCCCGGCAUGGCGGAGGGCCACGAGAUCGUGUUUUUUGAGGAGGGGGAGCCCAAGGUCGACGGCGAGCCGGGGGACCUCAAGUUCAGGGUGCGCACGGUGCCCCACGACACCUUCAGCCGCAGCGGCAACGACCUCAUGAUGAACGCCACCAUCAGCCUGCUGGACGCCCUCGUGGGCUUCAGCCGGGAGGUGAAGCAUCUGGACGGCCACAAAGUGGUGCUGGCCAGCGCGGGCGUGACGCGGCCGGGCGACGUGCAGCGCGUGGCGGGGGAGGGCAUGCCGCAGUACCAGCACCCGGAGCGGCGGGGGGACCUGUUUGUGACGUACGCGGUGGACUUCCCGCCGGCGCUCAGCGAAGAGCAGAAGGCGCUCGCGCGGCAGCUGCUCGGCGGCGGCGGCGGCGGCGGGGGUGCGCUGGCCGCGGCGUGA